AUGGGGUGGGAGGCCCGACCCUUCUCCCCAAAACGCUCUGGCCCAGCUCAGAAAGGCUCCAUAGAGAGGAACCAAUGGAGCCGAGGCCCCCUGAAGCCAGAGGAUUCCAUGCUUCCUGCAGCCGUCAGGUGCUCCUGGCCACUGGUCAUCCCAUCCAGCCCUGCUCUCUGUCUCCACCCCCGACCCCCACCCCAGACCGACCCCCACCCCGAACCUGACCAUUUCCUCCCCACUCCAACCCCCUCCUGCCCCUGCUACCUAUGGAUCUUAGGAAUUGAGGAGUGUCCCAUCUUUGGAGCUGAAAACUGA
Rangifer tarandus platyrhynchus (Svalbard reindeer) is the source of this 309-nucleotide messenger RNA. NCBI's taxonomy places the organism in Eukaryota, Metazoa, Chordata, Mammalia, Artiodactyla, Cervidae. The record is from the annotation of a GenBank genome assembly.